AUGAUAGUCAUGCUUGUUAGCGCAUUAGGGUUCUUCAAUCCUCGAGGGCAGCCUUUCGUCUUUGACUUUCCGGGAAUCAUGCAAGACUUUGUGAAGUUUGUACGACAAUACGCAGUCCCGCGCUGGCUCCUUGGAGCCUACAUGCUUCUUGCGACGUACCUGGCAUGGGCAGCAGACGUGGGUGUGAAAUACUCCACGUUGAAGAGAGUGAAAUCAGCGCUGGGGCUCAACACAACGUCUCACAGGUGCGUGAGAGGAAGGAAAAUCCCAUGGAAUCCUUCGUUCCGUGCUCGUUUCACAGUGGGGAUAUGCGGAGUGCUGACGGUCUUCUCCUCCAUUCUGCUUGCUGGAGCUGUCUCGAACUCUCUCCUCGGGGUGAACAUGGGUAUGAUCCUGGAUGAGUUGCCGUUCCUUGUCGUCUUCAUGGGGGUUCAGGGAGUCUUCAGCCUCCUCGAUGCAUCUACGAGCACCUACAACGAGUCUGAGCUGAGGAGAGGGCAAGUCUAUGUGGUAGACAGAGUCAACCAGAUCGCGCUGGCGACGUCCCUCACGGGUCCAGAGGAACUGGUGAUGUCGCUGAGCAAGGCGCUGGUCGCUCUGUUCGUCGUCUGGCCCCUCUCGACGCUCAUGGGGCAGCAAUGCAUCGCCGACUUCUCUGUGCAUGCCGGGCUCGCGGUGCUCUUCAAGUGUCUUCUUCAGAUGUCAGUGUUCGCCUCGGUCGUGCAGGCCUUGCUCCCUGAGUGGGACCCCGCGAGGAAGCAGAACCGUCCCUUGCUCACGCCGGAGAUGAAGUGCCGGGUCUGCUUUGAGUUCUCUCAAGACCUGCGGAGGUGUCCCUGCAGGUGCACGGGGAGCGUCGGGUACAUCCAUCCAGUCUGCUUCCAGCAGUGGUUCGAGACCAAGAAGAGCAUGCGCUGUGAGCUCUGCCACGUGAUCUUCAACGUCCGCAUGCUGCCAACGUCUGUGAUGACCAACAUCCAAACCAUGGAGUCCCUCGUCGCGGAGCUGCUUCCUCCGCUCUCGAAGAGGCUCGCCCUCUACCUCCUCCUCUCCAUCCCCAUCAGCUGCAACAAGCUCGGCUUCAUGGUUGUCGACGCUGUCUCGGAGAACUUCCGCCUGCUCGUUGGCACUGCUCACAGCAAUGCGGCAUACAUGCUGACUCUGAUCGCCUGCUCCCUCCCCGCCGUCGCCGUCGCCCUCCUGGAAGUUGUACCGCGCGUUCUGACCGACUGGCAUCGUCGCCAUCGUGUGAUGCACUGGGAUGGGCCGAUAGACGGGAUGUCAGACUCGGAUUCAGAUGAUGAAUACUGCAACCAAGAAGCGAGGAGAUAG
Molecule: messenger RNA, 1332 nt
Organism: Guillardia theta CCMP2712
Lineage: Eukaryota; Cryptophyceae; Pyrenomonadales; Geminigeraceae
Exons: 1
Coding region: 1-1332 (443 amino acids)
Molecular function (GO): zinc ion binding
Source: RefSeq, a predicted model, not a curated record